Molecule: messenger RNA, 3357 nt
Organism: Metopolophium dirhodum (rose-grain aphid)
Lineage: Eukaryota; Metazoa; Arthropoda; Insecta; Hemiptera; Aphididae
Exons: 8
Coding region: 516-2639 (707 amino acids)
Source: RefSeq, a predicted model, not a curated record
GAGCGCUGUUUUCAGAAGUUCAGAAAAUUAAUAAGACGUAGGACGCCCGACGCCUAUCUAUGACGCCUAUUAGCUAUUCUUCACUAUUCUCGUCUACGCGCAUGACGAAAAAGAAUUGCACAAUGCACAGCGCCCGUCGACACCGCCAGCCGUGGGUCUUUGUCUGCGUUUUGCGCCACCGCAUUUGCCGUUUCGCGUCGCUCCGUGGUUACCGUUGUUCCCUGGCUCGCGCAUUGUCCGCCGCAGACGCCGAAAUUACUGCUCACCACCGUGUUCCGCCGUUCGUUGAAUAACAAUAAUUGUCGACUCGACAUUAUUGAUGGUUAAAACAUUGUGACCGUUGACGCUCGGCCGUUCAAUCUGUUCUUCAAAAGCCAUUUCCGCGGCCCGCGCGACUUUAUAACUGUUUGGUCGACCAACGUGUUUUUCUCACCCCCCGCCCACCGUUCCGACCGAUCGUCUAGACUUGCGGAGACAGCUCUAGAGACCGGCGAGUGGCGUCGGACGCUUCGAAAAUGGCUUCAAACUUCGGAAAAGUCACGCCAAAUCAAGAGGUACGUAUUAAAACUGAAAAGGACGAUGCUGAAAUCAAUGCAAUGGCUCUUAAAUUGAAAGAAAUUUAUAGAAAAAAUGCUUUAGCCGCAGCAAGACAAAUGAGUGCUUCUCCGGCUAAGGUUUAUACUAACAAAGCCAAUAGAACAGUAGCUUUGAUUAUUACUUCAGCAAUCAAAAAUGAUAAUAAUACACCAAAAAAUAAUGAAGAAGAAUUACUUGAACAUUGUGAAGAUAUAGAAAGUAGAAAAUUUAGAUUUUCUUGGAAAUCAAUCGCAGGAUUCCAUGUACCGUACAUCAUACGCUUAAUUAAUGGUGAAUAUUUAAAGUUUGUAUCCACACGGAUGGCUGAAACUCACCUACUUAGCAAUUAUUUACAUCAUUUACAUUCAGAUAUUUAUACAUCAUGCACAUCAGUAAAUUGUCAUUUUAUCACUGAUCCAGAAGCAAAGCUAUUAAAUGACAUCAACUAUAACCAUACUAAUUGUGUGUAUGGAAAAGAAAUAUUCUUUGCAGGGAAAGAUUUUAUUGCUCCUUUAGAAGAUGUUCAUGAAUUUUAUACAUUCAUAGAAGUAUGUUAUAAAAAAUUACUGUGUAAUAUUACUCCAGAUCACAACGAAGUAUGCGGUUUUAUACGUAUUAACUCUGAGUCCGUUGUACCAUAUUGUAUUAAAAACGGCCAAAAAUAUGUUCCACUAUUCUACUUUGAAGGAGAAACAGAAAACCUUAUAAAUCGAGCUAUAAAAUUAGAAAAUUGGAACUUGUCCUAUCUCAAGUUCUGUUGUAAAGUUCAGGGUAUCAGAAAUGAGUUGUUUGCUAGUGACUCUUGCACAGUGGCCCGUCUUAAUGAUAUUAAGAAAUAUUUUCCACCAGAUACAAGUUUUGAGGAAUAUUGGCCAGCUAAGGUGGUUGAUACAUAUCUCCUAACUAAUCAGAAGUCUACUCAUGUCAGUUCAUCCUGUGCCUGGAUCAGAAAACCCCCUGAAGUAGUACCUCCUAAAAAUACUAUUUCUCACACUUUACCAGCACCAGUUAUACCACAGACUACGCCAGUGAUUAUGACUACUCAUCAAAACGGAUGGCCACCAAAUCAAAUGGUUAAUUCAUAUAGCACUCAUGCCCAACCAACAUCAACAACUCGUGCCUACUCUAUGGUGACUGAUAAUCAAAAUAUGGCUGCCCACUGCUAUAAUACGUUUUCAAUGGAUUCACGGGGUUCAACAAUGUCUCAAAGUAACAUUUCAUUAAACGGUAUAGGGCAUGUACUACCACCGCCUCUAGUUCAUGUAGGCAGUACGACACCAGUAAUUGGCCAAUAUUUGACAACUAUAUACAAUCCAAUGACCAAUAGCAAUGUGAUGUCAUACUCAAAUCAAAUUCGACAAGUAUAUAGUCAACGUGCUAUUAAUAAUAGCCAACCCCAACAACAGUUGCAGCAACAACAACAACAGAUAAUUACUACUCAUCAAACUCAACAGUCAUACAGUGGCCAACCUGUGUAUGGUCGUUUCACCAACACUCAACAGCGCAACACCUUGAGAAAUAUUGGGCCAAUCAUAACUACUGAAAUCAUUGACUUAUCAACUCCACCAUCAAGCCCCAUUCCUUCACCUGAACCAGAGACUUUUCUCCGCCCUAAUGUUGGAUGGGAAUUGACGAGAAUACCUGAACGUACAUUUCUACAGGGCUCAUCAACUAGUGCUGCAUACAAGAUCCAAAAAACGACACUUCAAGGGCAAACAAUCCAUUGCAUAAAUGCCAAACCUUACAUAUAUUCUGAUUUGAUGGUGACCUUAGAGGAUCUAGUGCAGAUGAUGUUACCUUUGUGCACUAUUGAGAGAUGCGCUCACAUUUUGAAAAAAUACUUAAAAACGACCCUAUUCAGUGGAAAUUCUGAACAGUUGGCAGUAUUGCAAGAUAACGGACGCCUCAGGUCAAUGUACCCUGAAGACACACCAAUGGCCAUGCUGCAAGACAUUGUGAAAGUGUUUUUGCAGUUAAGGACAUUGGUGUCCAAGUCAGAUGAUGAAAUACAGCAGUUUUAUCAAUAUACUGGUGUGCUGUCAAAGAGACAACGUACCAGCUAAGGAUGGGACGGUCACGGCAAUGGCGGCGCGACUAGCUGAAGCCGGUGGUUGGCAGCAGUAGCAGCGGUGGUGUCACUACCAGCCCCCACAGGCACCAUUGGUUAGUACCCACCGACCGCAACAAUUGGCUUCACACUGGUGCUGGUUCGUCGCAAUCGCCACACCCGCAUCAACCACCACAAACCACUGAUGCAUAAUAACUACCAGAGCUGAAGCAUCUGGCCAUCUCCCCUGCCCUAUAUGUAAUAAUAACUACCGCAGCAUAAGUAAUCUGUGUGUCUAUGUAAUGUACACUGGUCGUCGGUGCCCAUUUCCUCUUCAAUUUAAUACAUUCUGUAUUGUUAUUUUUUAUUAUUUUCUGAAUUCCUAUACAAUUGAGAUUAUGUCGAUCUUUUAGAAUAUUCUUUUACUAUGAUUUUUUCCUAUAAAUGAUAUGUGUACAUUGAACAUAGUAUGUACAUAAUAAUAUGUACUAACAAAAAUAAUUUUAUUUACAUAAUUCACUAUUACAAUUAUUUUGUUUAUUAAAUAUUAUGAUAAUUUUGGAUCUUUGUCAUUUUCCAUUAUUUCUCAUCUUUGCAUUUAUUUUAAGUAUUUAUUUGAAUUUUAGUUUUAAAUAUUAUAUUGAACAGUUAACACUUGAAAAAUAAUUAAUUGAUUAUAUUUUGACUAUAUUUAACUUUUGUAUUGACCAAUAAAAAGAAAUUGGGACUUAAUA